Molecule: messenger RNA, 2271 nt
Organism: Schizophyllum commune H4-8
Lineage: Eukaryota; Fungi; Basidiomycota; Agaricomycetes; Agaricales; Schizophyllaceae
Product: cytochrome P450
Exons: 10
Coding region: 210-1790 (526 amino acids)
Molecular function (GO): monooxygenase activity; iron ion binding; heme binding
Source: RefSeq, a predicted model, not a curated record
GGCGUGACGAGACGCGUCGCGCCUGUCACAAGAAGUCCCGGAAGUUGGGAAUGGACGGGGCGGGCGCGGGAACAGCGGGCUGCCAGUGAUCCUCCCGUGCCGGACUCUGAGUUUACGUCUUUUCUCUUCCCUUUAUCUUCCCCUGGCGACGACGAUCUGCCCUUCUUUCCCCCACACGCGACGCGACGCGAAGGACGCGACCCGCCAUGAUGAUAAACCACCUCCCCACAGCCCUUGCCCUUGCCCUUGCCACCUAUGUCUUAUACAGGCUCUUCGUCAAGUCCAGGUCGCUCACGAAGGAUGUCGCUGAUCUCCCCGGACCUUCCCCCGCCACCGCGAGCACGCUUCUCGGCCACGAGCUGCUUAGCUGCGAGCCCGAUGCGGUGGAGACGCUCAAGCAGUGGGGCAAAGCGUUUGGGCCCAUGUUCAAGAUGCAGGGAGCGCUGGGCCAUAACGAUAUCCUAGUUGCGUCGGACCGCGCGGCCGUGCAGCAUAUUUUUGCGGACACCUGGAAUUAUAUCAAGGCACCCUCGAUGGGUCCCCCGAUUGCGGACAUCAUGGGCAGAGGAAUCGUUUGGGCUGAAGGCCAUGAUCAUGCAAAGCACCGUAAAUGCCUAUCUCCCGCUUUCUCCCAGGACUCUAUCAAGAACAUGGCUCCCGCGAUCCUCGAGUGCGCUGAGCGUUUAGCGAGUACGCUUUCUAAUCGCGUCCUCGCGCAGCCCGCAACAUUCGACAUUAUGCACCCUCUCGGCGCGUGCACGCUAGAUAUCAUCGGGCGCGUCGCCUUUGCGUGGGAUUUCCAUGCGCUCGACCCGCAGCCCCCGCCGGACACCCUCGCUAUCCGCGGCGCGUUCGCUCGCUAUGUAACAAUCGGCGCUACGUUUGCGGCCUUCCUCGUGCCGAAGGUUCUGCGUGCUGCCCCUUGGAUUAAUAACGUCCCCCUGCCGCUCAUAAAGAGCCGGCAUGUGCUCAAAGAUACGGUCAGGAAGUUGGCGAGGCGAGUGCUAGAGCGAUACGAAGCGGGGUCCGUGGAGAGCCUGGAGAAGAAGCGGGAUAUUCUGGGCCUGCUUGUGAACGCGCGGGCGAAGGAUAAGGAUGGGCUUUCUGACGAACAGAUUUUGGAUAACAUUUGUACGCUGGUUCUCGUAGGGAGCGAGACUAUCGCCGGUUCGCUCACCUUCACGCUUUGGGAGCUCGCGCGACACGAGGAUGUCCAGACCCGCCUCCGGAACGAAAUCCUCGCCGCCGGGCCCGACCUGUCCUACGACACCAUCCAGCGCCUGCCGUACCUCGACGCCGUGAUGAAGGAGGGCCUGCGCGUGCACCCGGCGUCGCCGCAGACGGAGCGGGUGGCGAUGAAGGACGAUGUGCUGCCGUUGAGUAGGCCGGUGCAUAUGAAGGAUGGGAGGGUGGUGGAUAGGGUGGCGGUGGGGAAGGAUCAGGUCAUCCUCGUCCCCUUCACCACUAUGAAUACGUCGCCGGAGAUCUGGGGUCCAGAUGGGGAGGUCUUUCGCCCGGAGCGUUGGCUGGAGGAAGGCGGCGUGCCGCCGCCUGACGCACUCCCGCACGGGAUUAAUGGCUUGGUGACGUUUUUGGAUGGCCCGAGGAAUUGCUUGGGGUGGAGGUUGGCUACCUUCGAGUUCAAGGCCGUGCUGGCGAUGUUGGUGCGGAAUUUGGAGUUCGAGGAUUCGGGGGCGAGGUUUGUCAGUAAGAUUUCCCCGACCCGGCAGCCCAUCAUAGAUGGGAAGGCGGGCGAGCUGCCGAUCCGGGUGUCGAUGGCGAGCCCGUGAUUGGGUCGCUGUGUUGGACGCGCCGAUGAGUCGCCUGGAAGGUGAUUAUGGACCGCUACGACGUUACGCCGGAGCUCGCGAUGCGUGGGAUGGGUCGAUUCCACUGAAAGGUGAUCAUAUUGAAUUGAUUGGUGCCAGUAAUGAAUGGGUCAAUACGAACAUGCGGGUGGGGCGACGGAGAUGUGUGGAAGAGCGUAUACGCCGCCGCCCGAUUCGACUCGACGGCGCCCGAUUUUUGUAUCGGCGUACGUUCGGGAUGGACGAGCGGUAUUCGACUUGUAUGGGCGUGGGGUGACCGGGAUGAGGGACCGUGCGAUCGUAUACGUACUCUUAAUGCGUAUGUCGUUAUUAUCAGUUUCUGUUCUGGAAGGCUUAUUGUAUAGGUACUGUAUCGUACUGUACUCGAGUAAUUUGUGGGUUGGUUAUCCUCUACUUCGGGUCGACUUGACGGGGUGAUAGAGCUGGACUUUGGAUAUCGAGC